Molecule: messenger RNA, 840 nt
Organism: Caenorhabditis remanei
Lineage: Eukaryota; Metazoa; Nematoda; Chromadorea; Rhabditida; Rhabditidae
Exons: 3
Coding region: 1-840 (279 amino acids)
Molecular function (GO): protein binding
Source: RefSeq, a predicted model, not a curated record
AUGACUGAAGAGGGUUUUGAACACGAAAGUGGUUGUUUUCGAGUUCAAUCAAACAGCAGCCUUUUAGAGACGAGUACCAAGAAGGGAAUUACAUGUGAUUGGAGCGGAACAGUUGCCAACAGUCAAAUGAAUUUCACAUGGAAAUUCGAUUGGAAUGAACUCAAAAGUCAAGGAGUCGAUGAGAUCACUGGACACAUCACUGUCUUGUCAAAAAACAAUUGGUUCACUGCAGUGAGAAUCUAUGUUGAACUGUCUGAAAAUAAUCAACUCAUUACACAUCAAAUUCCAUCUCCACAUAAUUAUGACGAGGUCCGUUACGUGUAUUCACUCACUUCCCAUUAUGCUCCGGUUACUGAAAAGCGAGAUUACGAUGAGAUGUUUCUGCCAUCCGAUCAGAAUGAUACGAUUCUGUUCCUCUCCUACCACUCCGAGUACUUCCGCGCUCUAUUUUCAUCGAAUUUCAAAGAAGGACAAAUGGAUGAAAUUCCAAUCGGAGAAGUUUCUUACGAAGAUUUCGUUCUUCUUCUCAGCACUUUCUACCCAAAUCCAGUGUUCCCAACUGACAAGACUGUCGAGAAACUUCUGGAAUUGGCGCGUCGUUUUCUGGUUUCUUCAGUUAUCAACAUCAUCGAAUAUCAUCUUCUAAACAAUUCGAAAAUCAAUAGUGAGAAGAUGUUGUGGAUGGCUGAUGAGUAUGUGAUGCCAAAACUUCUGGAGAAGUGUAUUCGUGAACUAAAUUCUAUGGAGAAAGCAAAGAAAUUGGAAAAAUCUCCGGAAUAUGAGAAAUUGUCGGACAGUGCCAAAGCGAAAGUGCUCAAUCGUCUCAUCAAAAUGAUUUAA